AUGCCCAUCUGUAUCGAGUGCCGGCACCCCGUCAAGACGCUGUGGCGGGAGGGCGCGGGCGACAAGUCGAGCGGCCACAACAUCCGGCUGACGGUGUGCAAGAACUGCGGGCGCUUCUGCGACAAAUACGUCGAGCAUGAUUUUGUCGUGCUGUUCAUCGACCUGGUGCUCAUCAAGCCGCAGCCUUCAAUCAUCCGCCUCGGCGUGCUUCUCCUGCUGUUCGACGUGUACCUGACGUGGGCGCGCAUCGAGAAGCAGUCCGGGCCAGGCGGCGACGGCGGCGGCAGUGACGCGGCGGACGGCAGCGACAGCGGCACCCUUGGCCGCCUGACGCAACAGCCGAUUGUGUUUCAGUAUCUGUUCUUUUUGCUCCUGUGCACGCUCUCAACAGUAGCCUUCCACGGCUCGAUCCGGUUCCUGACGUCGAGCGCGUGGUCGCCACUCGCAAUCCUGGGGGUGCUGCGGGCGCCGUACUCGCGGCCCAACUCGGUGUCGACGGCGCUGCUGGUGUCGUCGUCGACCAAGCUGUUCCCGAUCCUCAUGGUCAUCUGGGAGUACGACGUGCCGGCGGCGGCGCGGUCGCUGGGCUGGGCCGUCGUGGCCAACAACGUCGAGGCCCUCAAGAUCCUGCUCGACUGCGGCUACGGCGUCGCCGCCCUGCUGGCCACCGCCGGCGCCCUCAGCCGCUGGGCCAUGGGUCGCGCCGUGCUGUGGGCCGCCGGCCUCGAGGGCGUCGACUCGGCCGGCGAGACCAGCGUCGCCGAGGAGGGCCGCGCCCUAGGCGCCAUGCUCUUGUAUGCGAGAGACUGGGCUGGGAGGCUAGCUGUUGGGUGA
This is a messenger RNA of Lasiosphaeria miniovina, 834 nucleotides long. RefSeq names its product Arv1-like family-domain-containing protein. Gene Ontology annotation, biological process: intracellular sterol transport; regulation of plasma membrane sterol distribution; sterol metabolic process. The record is from RefSeq and is a predicted model, not a curated record. NCBI's taxonomy places the organism in Eukaryota, Fungi, Ascomycota, Sordariomycetes, Sordariales, Lasiosphaeriaceae. The coding region runs from base 1 to 834 and encodes 277 amino acids. The transcript has 3 exons. Gene Ontology annotation, cellular component: Golgi apparatus; cortical endoplasmic reticulum.